Penaeus monodon (black tiger shrimp) is the source of this 1043-nucleotide messenger RNA. RefSeq names its product regucalcin-like. Lineage: Eukaryota; Metazoa; Arthropoda; Malacostraca; Decapoda; Penaeidae. Gene Ontology annotation, biological process: L-ascorbic acid biosynthetic process. The record is from RefSeq and is a predicted model, not a curated record. Gene Ontology annotation, molecular function: calcium ion binding; gluconolactonase activity.
ACGACGGCGGCGCGGCGGAGGUGGUGAGCGCCGUUAUCCCGAUAGCGGGCGAACCGGAGCUCUACCUCGUCGCCCUCGGGAAGAACCUGUCGGUGGUUCGCUGGUCGACGUCCGACCCCGACCAGCACACGGCGACCCCGAAGAUCAUCCAGACGACCACCGACGACCACUUCAACGACGCCAAGUGCGAUCCUCGAGGACGACUCUGGGCUGGCACAAUGGGUCCCUUGGAUGAACAUGGAGAACUGGCGGAAUUCAAUAAUUCGUCCCUCUUCAAGUUGGACUGCGAUCUCGUCUUUACUGAUUGGGUUAAGAAGGUGUCGAUCUCCAACGGCCUGGCCUGGAGUCACAGCAAGAAAAAUUUCUACUACAUCGAUUCCCCCGCCAAGGCCGUGUACGUGUUCGAUUACGACGACGAAGCCGGUUCCAUCACUAACCAACGCGUCCUACUGGACUACGAGAGCGCCGGCCUCAAGGACCAAGUGCCGGACGGAAUGACCAUCGACGUGGACGGCAACUUGUGGGUCGCUUGCUUCGGAGGCAGCCAGGUAAUCUGCGUGGACCCAAAGGUGGGGAAGGUCAUUAGGCAGGUCCCUAUCCCGUCCAAGAACGUGACCUCGGUAUGCUGGGGAGGAGCUGAUUACUCCACGCUCUACGUUACUUCAGGAACCCUCAAGAUGUCCAAGGAGGAGGUGGCUGCUAACCCUUCCUCCGGAGGUACCUUCGCCGUUUCGGGCCUGGGCACGAAGGGCCUCCCGCCCGUCGCCUUCAAGGUUGACCUCGAGAAGCUCCGGGCAAAGAUGGCUGCGUGAUGGCCUCCACGAUUUCCUAGGCUGCUGUCUCCGUUUCGAUCCAGUUCCUUUACUGUUCACACAUGUAUUUAUCGCGUAUGUCAAUCAGUGCCAAAAAAGGUGAUCAUUAUUAGCAUGAACGUCAUCAAGUAAAACAGAUCCACAUCAGUGACAGGUGAAAAUAUCGUCGGCUUCUGUUAUCAUCUGGAUGAAGUCAAUCGCUUUUGUACCGUCAUUAAAUUGCGACUCAAA